AUGCGGUGGCGGGACCGAGUGGCUGUGCUCUUCUUCCCCCAAGGCAUGAUGCUCACCAUGGCCGCACUCCUGCUUUUCUUCAUACACCUGGGCAUCUUUGCCAGCGACCUGUACAACUUCUACAUCACCCACCACUAUGACCGCAUGAGCUUCGACUACACGCCUAUCCUGAUGUUCUCCCAGGUAAUGAGUGUCUGCUGGGCUGCCAUGGGGUCAGUCUACGCUGAGAUGACAGAGGACAAAUAUUUCCAGUGCUCUGCUCUAACCAUCUUGAUACUCAAUGCGGUCAUGUUCUUCAACCGCUUGUCUCUGGAGUUUCUAACUAUUCAGCACCGAGAGGAAAGCCACUGA
Messenger RNA from Octodon degus (degu), 351 nucleotides. It is a transcript of the gene Catsperh, whose product is annotated as transmembrane protein 262. NCBI's taxonomy places the organism in Eukaryota, Metazoa, Chordata, Mammalia, Rodentia, Octodontidae. The record is from RefSeq and is a predicted model, not a curated record. The transcript has 3 exons. Bases 1 to 351 code for a protein of 116 amino acids.